Molecule: messenger RNA, 782 nt
Organism: Didymodactylos carnosus
Lineage: Eukaryota; Metazoa; Rotifera; Eurotatoria; Philodinida; Philodinidae
Source: the annotation of a GenBank genome assembly
UCUUUACUUAAGUUUUCAAAUUACGUUUAAAACUGUUGUGUUCAUUGUUAUUCGUGAAUAAAUAGGCUAUAAAAGCAUGUGUAAAUUUAAAGAUAGAGCAAAGAAUAGAAUUAUUUCCUCUGAACGCGUCGAUAGAAAAGAACAAGAACAGAACGAAACAAAAAUUUGACACAUUCGUUUACGAAUAUACUGCAUGUGCGAGAGAAGAUAUCUCCUUAUUUGCUAGUGCUCUACUACCAACUGAAAAAAAAAUAAAUGAUUCCGGACGUUACUCGAGAUCAUACAAUCUUAGAUUCGAUGGUAUUAACAAUAGCGUACCAGAGUAUUCAUUGAAAAAUACUAUUGUUCAGGCAACUCGAAAAUCUGGUAUUCAAAGUGUUGGUACAAAUUUAAUUGAAGUAGCACAUCGCGUGGAAAAAUUAAAAAAAUAUGGUACAAUUACUGCAAAAUUCUAUUCACUGGAAGUUGUUCGUGCAUUAUUAGUCAAUCGUAAAUUUAUAUAUGAGUCAACAAAUGUAUCUGUCUACGAAGAUGUAACAAAACGUGAUUCAGAUAUACUAUAUCUAUUAAGACGAAAUCUACCUCCUGAACGCAAGAAAGAUGUAUUUACUCGUGGAGGUCGUGUUAUUAUCAAAAAUGAUGCGGGCAAAUUAGUAUAUAUGCGUGAUAAACAUCAAGCAAAUCAAGUAUUAGUCGAAUAUCAAACAAAUUCAUCUCAGCAAAGUCAAAUAGAAUCUUUAAAUUCCUUAAAUGUACCGUUAAAUUCAAAUGAAACUUCAUAA